Molecule: messenger RNA, 1932 nt
Organism: Ceratitis capitata (Mediterranean fruit fly)
Lineage: Eukaryota; Metazoa; Arthropoda; Insecta; Diptera; Tephritidae
Exons: 3
Coding region: 986-1348 (120 amino acids)
Source: RefSeq, a predicted model, not a curated record
AUGUCAGAAAUACUCUGAGGGGGUUUGACAUUCCCUACCGAGACACGACCGCAGUUAGAAAAACUAAACUAGAAUUAGUACUCAUUGUCCGGUACCGAUGAACUGCCGGCUCAGCUAUUCAAAUGCCACAAGCUGAGGUGUUUUUCCCAAUAUCGAAUAUAAAGUCUUACCCAUCUGCUGUAUUACGUAAAUGGAGUGAAUGACAGUGAACUGAUCGGGCUUCUUCAGUGUGGCCUUAGAACAACCUGGUUCGACCAGUGUACGUCUAUAUCAGACUAGAUCGACCAUAGAUCAAAUAUUAAUUAUGCGCCAAAUCUUGGAUAAUACUCGUAAACAACAUUUUGACACAACAACAAAGGCCCCAUCUUCAUGUGGAUCAUUUGACGCUAAGUUACACCAAAAGCUCCGUGUGUAUUGGGAAAAACUCUCCUGAGUCCUUCGAUACUGAACAAGGUUUCAGACAAGUUCACAGAUCAAGGGAUUUCAUCAAUAGCUGGUGUUUGCCGAAUCUAUUCAUAUCAUUCGCCCCAACAACCGAUACGUUAAUUCUGCUUUCUCCAUACUAAACGAAGAAGCUAAGCGAAUGGGUAUGGUAGUGAGCAAGAAACUAUUUAAAUACCAACGCAACGUAGUUCUAAUGACUAUUGACCGGCAUAACCUUGAGGUUGUGGAUAAUUUCGUCUGUCUGGUCACCAGCGCUAACACUAAUAAUAUUGUCACUCUUCAAAUUCAACGCGGAAUGACACUUGCCGACAGAUACUACGUUGGACAGAGGCGAGAAACGAAGAGUAAAGUUCUCGACGAACAAAGAAAAACUCUGCUAGUCAGGAACGGCGAAUACCACAGCCGAUGGACCCAUGAGUUGUACGAGGUGUUGCUGUUGUUGUCGUGGCUACGUAAACCCCGCUUAGAGACAAAUUAAAAUCAAUCUAAGUCACCAAAGCCAUCUAACGGGAGGUCUAUUCAGAGGGAGAGGCGGGGUUAAAUGUGUCUGGAUAGAACGAUGUUUCCCGAAAGAGCUUAUGUCGGCCAAACUGUUAAAACUGCUCCGGGGAGAACAGCAGAAAAGGCUAGGCAAAUUUUUCUUGCUUGCACUAAUGCAACUGAUCAGCAUUGGGUCAAACCAUUAAUAAUUGGUCGUGGAGAGAAACCGCGCUCUUUAAAUCAUGUGACAUCCUGGUCCAAAAGUUUAUGCAACAGAAGGGUUUACAAACCAAAGCUAUUAUAUUGCUUGACAACGCACCAUGAACUGAAAACUGCUGAUGGCUCUAUGAUGUGUGAUUUAUAUGCUACCAAAUGUUACGACCUUGAUUCAACCUUUGGGCCAAAAUAUGAUUCGCAUAACUAAGCUGUACUACAAAAGGCAUUUCCUGUUACUAGCUAUUGGGAGAGAUGACAUCACCCAGUUUUUAAAAUCUUUAACAUUAAAGCUGCUGUACCAUUUUUAAUGUUUAUUCGGAAUCAACUGGGGGCAAAUCUAAUAGCGAAUUGUUGGAAGCUUUUUUUUAAUGCAACAGAACCGAAUCAAAGCGAAGAUGAAGACGAUUCUUCGACAACAAAAAGAUUUCAGGAAAAGUAAAGAGACAAACAGAGUUUACUGCAAAUAAGGAAUACUUGCUAAUAUUUUAAAAACGAUGUAUUUACGCAAGUAAUUCCUCCAGCAUUCAAAAUUAAUUUAAAUUUUCGAGUGUGACCUAAAUUCGUUCACACAAUACGACUAUCAGAAAUUAAUGUAAUACAAAGUGGUAGUAUUUGGGUCUACAUUCUGGCAUUGGCAAAUUUAAAUUACAAAUAUUAUUUAAAUACAAGAAGAUCAUUACACAAGUUUCCAUUAGCCACUGCUAUUAUUACGCACACAGUUGUAUGUACAUACAUAUGUAAGUAUGUAUUUUUUUUCUUAAGCUUUAAUAUCUAUGUACACUUUCAACAAAA